GCUAUUGCAGCUAGCUGACUAAGUGAAAUUUAGACUAGAUUUAUAAUAAUUAGAAUUACCUAAAAUAAUUAUGGAUGACGUUCCAAUGGAAAAUGAAGCGAACUCAAACAGCAGCGAAUCGUCUAAUGCGACAGCAAAUCAGCAGCAACAUCCUACGCCAGAAUUCUUGCAACGCAAAAUCUAUUUUCUAAUGGAUCAGCUAAAAGAAAUGCAUUCCGAACUGCCAGAGACCUUGCAGACACGAAUAUCCUACGACCUGCUCACAGAACUGGCGAAUUGUGUUUUGAAUGAAAGUAUUUUCGAUAUAGUUAAAGCGUUAAUGGAAUUGCAACAUGUAACGGAGAAGCACUUGAUACAGAUGCGUGCACAAGUGGAGAAUGAAUACGAAAUAGAGGUGGCUGAUUGGCGUGGCAAAAUCAAAGAUCCAGAGGAGUUGCAACACAUACUGGGACUUUUGAAAAUUAAGCACACGAAAAAAUUAUUGGAAACAGACAAGAAAAUAAUCGAAGUGCUAGAUCAGAAGGUUUUCGACCAGCAAUCUAUGCUGCAAAAAGCGGGUGUGCCUGGUUUUUACAACACACAGAAUCCCAAGGAAAUCAAAAUUCAAAUGUUUCUACUAGACUUCAUUUUACGCCUAAGUCUGCUCAAAUUCGAGCCGAACAAAUAACAAAUAGCCCAAACCUGAUUAAAUACAAGACUGUCUCAAUGUCGUUAAUUGGCUUUAUACCAAUGAU
Molecule: messenger RNA, 734 nt
Organism: Drosophila navojoa
Lineage: Eukaryota; Metazoa; Arthropoda; Insecta; Diptera; Drosophilidae
Gene: gdl
Product: gonadal protein gdl
Source: RefSeq, a predicted model, not a curated record